AUGGCUGAGCUGGACCAACAAGUUCCCACUACAUCAUCUUUCCGCCCAGCUAUAGAGCGUGCCGUUGUGAAGAUGAAGAGAAUCCAUCGAUUCACGAGACAAUUCUCGAUUUUUAUUCAUACCGAUGAGGAGAACAAACGUACACCAGUUCCACCAAAAGAGGAAGAGACCAACGAGGACAGUCUUUUUAAGUAUCCAGGAGACCUUCGCGCUGUGAAACGCAAGCGGAACCUUCCAAUCCAAUCCAACAAGACCUCAAGUGUUGGUGCCAAACGCAAGAUGAUGGCGCAUCAAAAAUCAAUUCGCGAGGGAGAAGACGCCGAGGGUUCAUCAGAGAUCAGCAAAGCUGAUAACAAGGAGGCCGGAAAAGAGCAAGAGCCGGAAGAGGAUGACGAGAAGUGA
Messenger RNA from Caenorhabditis briggsae, 402 nucleotides. The record is from RefSeq and is a predicted model, not a curated record. NCBI's taxonomy places the organism in Eukaryota, Metazoa, Nematoda, Chromadorea, Rhabditida, Rhabditidae. The coding region runs from base 1 to 402 and encodes 133 amino acids. The transcript is spliced from 3 exons.